CAGCGGUUGAGGGCAAAAAUGGGCUCAGGCACCCAUACUAUAUCCGAUCUGAGCGGAACAUCCACUAUAUCGGAUUUGAUGAAUUCUUUAGCCACGAUUGCCGACUGUGACAAGAGUUUGUUGAAAGUUAUGUACAGCUAUCCACCGAAGAAACUGUCCACGGUUGACGAUGCAACCCUUGAGAGCAUACCAAUCACAAGCGGCGAGACUUUCAUAGUUGAGCAAAGUCAGACAGAAGAGGAAAAAAACAGAACAAAGUUCACGACUGAUUCUAAUACCGGAUACCGCACGGUCAGAAAUGAUAAUUUGAUGAGCGCAGACACCUCCAAUUCGAGCGGAGAAAUAAUACGGCGGGUCGUCCCGGACGAUAAUUCGUGUUUAUUCUCUUCUAUAGCUAAGAAUCUACUCCGAGACUCGACGCAGAGUGGACAACUUAGGAGUAUAGUGGCCAAUGCUAUCGUAGUCGAUACAACGACAUACAACGAAGCCAUGCUGGGGCAAAGUGUCGAUGAUUACGUUAGGUGGAUCCAGAACCCAGACUCGUGGGGAGGCGCGAUCGAUAUAUCUAUCCUUGCCGAGUUUUUCCAUACCGAGAUUGUGGUUUGCGACACCCAAACUCUCCGAAUGGAUCGAUUUGGACAAGAGAAGAAUUAUGCUUCACGGAUUCUUAUAAUUUAUGAUGGGGUACAUUACGACGCGUUGGCGAUAACACCAUAUAUGGGAGCACCACAUGAUCAAGAUAUAACCGUGUUCGAGUCAUCCGAUGACGGUAUAUUGAAGAAAGCGCUUCAAUUGACGACAUCGGAGCACAAGAGGGGGAAAUUCACCGAUCUCGCCGGAUUCACCAUUCGGUGCAGUGACUGCCAAAAAGGGUUGAAAGGUCAAAAGGACGCCCAAGUGCAUGCAACAUCUACAGGGCACACGCGUUUCGAGGAAUACAGAUGACAAGGCCGACUUGUAUAGAUAGUUGGGUUUGGUUUGAUACCAUGGUUUCAAAGAUGACCAGAACAACUUGAUUUUUUGUCUGGUUUGCUUUUGUGGCAGAAAGCAUAAUGCGUAUGUUGCCAAGUUUGGAGACUGAAUUAGUGUUGUGAGUAAUGAUCUCCGAGUUAUUGUGGAUAGAUUAAAAAAGGACACCGG
This is a messenger RNA of Sphaeroforma arctica JP610, 1140 nucleotides long. RefSeq lists its product as hypothetical. Gene Ontology annotation, biological process: endoplasmic reticulum unfolded protein response; protein deubiquitination. Gene Ontology annotation, molecular function: cysteine-type deubiquitinase activity. The transcript is spliced from 8 exons. The record is from RefSeq and is a predicted model, not a curated record. Bases 19 to 945 code for a protein of 308 amino acids. NCBI's taxonomy places the organism in Eukaryota, Ichthyosporea, Ichthyophonida. Gene Ontology annotation, cellular component: cytosol; nucleus.